Molecule: messenger RNA, 267 nt
Organism: Penicillium subrubescens
Lineage: Eukaryota; Fungi; Ascomycota; Eurotiomycetes; Eurotiales; Aspergillaceae
Exons: 1
Coding region: 1-267 (88 amino acids)
Source: RefSeq, a predicted model, not a curated record
AUGUUAUUGGGUAUGGAGGGGGUUUUGGGCCGCGAUGGGCCUGCCGAUCGGGAGGAGAUGCUGCUAGCCCUGUCUGCGCGCCCGUAUCAACAUCGUGAAUCUGCCUAUCAUAUCCCCGAUGGUUGGAGGAUCAAAGGAAAGCAACGAGGAUCGGACCCUGGCCACGCUGGCACUGGCCAUCCCCGUCAGAAUGGUGCAUCGUUACCACUGGUUGCACUGCGACAAGAAUCGGGAGGAGAUGCCUUAAGGGAGUCCAACGAGAGUUGA